UGGGCGAGAAUUCCUUCCCCACCACGUGACAGAGGAAAGGCUGUUCGCUGAUUGGCUGAGGUGAGGCAGAAGCGGCGGGCCCGGCAUCGGCACGCAUACUUCCGGUGUGCUCCUAGUGUGGGCCGGCUUGUUUGGGUGCUGCCGUCACACUAUGGCGGCGCGCGGAGCCGAAGUAGCGUGCGGCGGAGGCAGCCGUGUGGCGGAGUCCGAAGGGAGCGCGCAACAGCCGCAGGAGCAACGCGAGGGAGAGGACGGAGCGGCGGCGAGAGGCGGCUCUGAGGGUGUGCUGCUUGCUAUGGAAGAAUCACAAGUCUGUGAGAUUGGAAGUGUUGGCCAGGAACAACUGAUGAACAGCAAGUGCAGUGCACUGAAUACAAUGCUGCAACAUUCAGAAACACGUUGCGAUGGCACAGAAAAUGCAGGUGCAUUGGAGGAGGUGGAGGAUUACAUUGCUGGAAACAGAAAGCUGCUGGGAACUGCAUACUGUGCUCAAGAAUUGCGGGAGGAGACUCCUGGGAGAGAAGAAGCCCGUACUGAUCCGCCUGAUGGUCAGCAAGACCCAGAACGUGAGAAAAACAAAGAGAAAAAUUUAGGAAAAGAAGUUCUGUUACUGAUGCAAGCUUUGAAUACUCUUGCCACUCCAGAAGAAAAACUGGCAGCACUCUGCAAGAAAUAUGCUGAUCUGUUGGAGGAGAGCCGGAACGUUCAAAGGCAGAUGAAGAUGCUGCAGAAGAAGCAGGCGCAAGUUGUAAAAGAGAAGGUCCACCUGCAGAGUGAGCAUAGCAAGGCCAUUCUAGCACGUAGUAAACUGGAAUCUCUCUGUCGUGAGCUUCAACGCCACAAUAAGACGCUAAAGGAAGAGAAUGUGCAGCAAGCACGUGAAGAGGAGGAAAGACGUAAAGAAGCCACUGCACACUUCCAGAUCACUCUAAAUGAAAUCCAGGCUCAGCUGGAACAGCAUGGCAUACACAAUGCAAAACUCCGCCAAGAAAAUAUUGAAUUGGGGGAGAAGCUGAAGAAGCUCGUAGAACAAUAUACGCUUCGAGAAGAACAUAUGGAUAAAGUCUUCAAGCAUAAAGAACUGCAGCAACAGCUGGUAGAUGCCAAGCUUCAGCAAACGACACAGCUUAUAAAGGAAGCUGAAGAAAAGCAUCAGAGAGAGAGAGAGUUUCUAUUAAAAGAAGCUACCGAAUCUAGACACAAAUGUGAACAGAUGAAACAACAAGAAGCCCAAUUAAAACAGCAGCUUUCUCUCUACAUGGAUAAAUUUGAGGAGUUCCAGACAACAAUGGCAAAGAGUAAUGAACUUUUCACAACAUUCAGACAAGAAAUGGAAAAGAUGACCAAGAAGAUUAAAAAACUGGAAAAAGAAACAAUAGUUUGGCGUACAAAAUGGGAAAACAACAACAAAGCUCUCCUGCAAAUGGCAGAAGAAAAAACUGUUAAAGACAAAGAAUACAAAGGCUUUCAAAUAAAACUUGAGCGUUUGGAAAAGCUGUGCAGGGCUCUUCAAACAGAAAGAAAUGAGCUGAAUGAGAAGGUGGAAAUCCUUAAAGAACAGGUUUCUGUAAGGGAAGCAGAUGUUGAUCUAGCUGUACAUGUGUUGCAGUCAUGCACGCUCAAUUCCCAUGAGAAGCUGGGGAUUUCUACCAAUGGCGCACAAGAAGGAAUCCAACCAGCUGCUGAAUUGGGGGUGGCAAAUGAAGGCAAUGGCUCUGAAAAAACUGUCUACCCGGAUUCCAUUCCUGCCACAGAUUUUGACGACUAAAGUGUAAACACUGUACUGAGAGAUAUAUUUUGUGUAUAACUUUAACUGGUGGUGGUAACUAUUAGUUUUGUGGUGAAAAUUUUCUUACUUUUUCUACCAUAUCUGUAUUUUCUUAGAACAACAGAACUUGCCUGGUACAGGAAGCUGCAUAGCGGCUAUUGAAUAGCUUAUCUAUAAAUUUUCCACAACUGUA
Molecule: messenger RNA, 1961 nt
Organism: Hemicordylus capensis (graceful crag lizard)
Lineage: Eukaryota; Metazoa; Chordata; Lepidosauria; Squamata; Cordylidae
Gene: TXLNG
Product: taxilin gamma
Exons: 10
Coding region: 152-1768 (538 amino acids)
Biological process (GO): regulation of cell cycle
Molecular function (GO): syntaxin binding
Source: RefSeq, a predicted model, not a curated record